CGUCUCCACAUACCUCAGUGGUAGAUUAAAUCUCAGUGCAAGUCCAGAUGCUGGGUAAAUGGUGCCACACCCAAUCAUGCAGUCACGCCACUAACAAGACUAGAACAAGAGUAAACUCUAUUUUCGAAAUCGAACUUCUAUCUCCCAACAAAUCGGACGUGCUCCCCUGGAUCAGUGGCGAAUAUUCAGCAGAGCCUAAGAGAUAUGCACGCGCAACUGUGGCAUACGGAAUACCAGACGAGCCAUACUUUCAGGAAUACAUGGUCGGGCCUUUACCAGCAACCAACGUCACGAAGUUACAACCUCUUACCUAUCCGUUCAACAGCCGGAACCCUGGAAAGACUAGAAUUCCAUCCCUCAUAUUACCUGGACAGGAUGUUGCCAGCGCCGUGCUCAAGCUUGGGUCUGAUAUUGCGGACAUCACUCGCGAGCUGUGGAACACGACUAUCGCAGAUGGAGGUGUGACAUUCCGGACUCAGUUUCCACUCCACCAGGAAGACGGUAAAACACUGACAUGGUUCGAAUUCAUCGGGGUUCCUACCGACGAAUUCGAUAGCACCACUGUGCUUCCGUUAGGCGUAUCCCUGAGAAUCGACACAACCGAUCGCAAUUACACGAAGUGGGCGAUCACAGGCUGGUUUUGUCUCGGGAAACUGUACAACAGCACAGAGGAGUUCCGCGAGGCGCUCUUCUCACCGGGUUUCGAGAAGCCACCUCCAAAUAUCGACGGGUCCUGGACUGCCCUGAACCAACGAGGCGAUCCGCUACCGCUCGACAAUCUGCCACCGCCGGUGUCCGUGUCUCGAGGGAGUCAGAGAUACACCGUUGAUGCGCAAGAAAACUACGUGACAUGGAUGGAUUUCUCAUUCUACUUUUCCACAAGCAAGAGCACCGGACUAUCCCUAUUCGACGUCCGCUACAAAGGCAAACGCCUGAUCUACGAGCUCGGUCUAGAAGAAGCUCUCGCCCACUACGCAGGCUCCGAUCCCUUCCAAUCACAAGCCAGCUUCUUCGACACGUUGAGUGGUAUGGGCGCCGCUAUGAAUCCUCUCGUUGCUGGCUACGAUUGCCCAGAAUACGCCACCUUCCUCAGCGCUAAUAUGACGAUCAGUGGGCAAGCAACUACUAUCUCCAACGCUAUAUGCCUCUUUGAAUACGACGCCGGGUUUCCCAUACGUAGACACUUCAAUGUGCAAGGCUACACCUAUGCUGCGAAGAAUAUACUGUUCACUAUUCGAACGAUAUCUACCGUUGGCAACUAUGAUUACCUUAUUGAAUACAGUUUCUUCCUCGACGGAGGCAUUGAGGUAUCCGUCAGAGCAUCUGGGUAUAUCUCAGCUGCAUAUUAUGCGAAUAACCAGGACUAUGGGUUCCAGAUCCAUGAUUUUUUGUCCGGGUCGAUGCAUGAUCACGUCAUAACGUUCAAAGCGGAUUUGGAUAUUCUGGGAGAGAAGAAUAGUGUACAGAAGGUGGAGUUUGUGCCUGACACCGUGGAGUAUCCUUGGGCACCAGGCCAACUUCGUAAUACAUUCCGUGCGCGCAAAAGCUUCAUCACAAGCGAGUUGGACGCCAGUAUCAACUGGGCACCCAAUGAUGCCGCCAUCUACGCCAUCGUCAAUAAAGACACCCCGAAUCGAUAUGGCGAAUUCCCGGGGUACAGAGUGCGGAAAGCAUCCGGUGCUUCACACCUGACAGUCGUCAACUCCUCGAACACUGGCAACGCUGCGCACUUCGCCACCCACGAUUUAUACUUCACCAAGCAGAAAGACACGGAGCCGCGAGCUGCGGAUCCAUAUAACGGCCAUGAUACUCAAGAUCCACUUGUUGAUUUCUCCAAAUUCCUGGAUGGUGAGACUCUGGAGCAGGAAGAUUUAGUUGUCUGGUUUAACCUUGGUAUGCAUCAUAUACCGCAUACAGGCGACUUGCCGAAUACGCUGAUGACAUCUGCGCAUUCGAGCAUCAGGCUUGAGCCUUUGAACUAUUUGGAAGGCGAUCCUUCGGUUGCUACGACGCAACAGGUGAGGUUUGUGCAUGAUAAUGCGCAGGAGGGUGAGGAGGAGGGAGGAGCGUGA
Molecule: messenger RNA, 2072 nt
Organism: Westerdykella ornata
Lineage: Eukaryota; Fungi; Ascomycota; Dothideomycetes; Pleosporales; Sporormiaceae
Product: amine oxidase catalytic domain-containing protein
Exons: 7
Coding region: 48-2072 (674 amino acids)
Biological process (GO): amine metabolic process
Cellular component (GO): plasma membrane
Molecular function (GO): primary methylamine oxidase activity; copper ion binding; quinone binding
Source: RefSeq, a predicted model, not a curated record